AAUGAAAACUUGAACUAUUUCAAGUUGUUAACUGUCAAACACAGGAGAAAGGGCUAUUUAAAUUCGCAAAAAUGGCCAAAUAUUUUGGUCUCGAUAGGAUCUUCACGUUCCUGAAUACAAUUAAAGAGGCUGGCGGAAUCAAAGCCUCACUAUACAAGUUAUACAGGAUGGAUUCCCUGAGACCUGGAAAACUGGUGGGUACUGACAAAUACGGGAAUAAGUACUACGAAAACCCUAUGUACUUCUACGGCAGGAACCGCUGGGUGGAAUAUGCUCCGUAUUACGGUCUGGAAUAUGACGGAAGUCAAGUCCCUGCCGAGUGGUUCGGCUGGUUACAUUACAAAACGGAUUUGACUCCGGACAAAGACCCGUCCAGGCCCAAAUACAAGUGGAUGAUGGACCACACGGAGAACUUAAGCGGCACCCCUGGUCAGUUCAUGCCUUACAGCACCACCAGACCAAAAAUAGAAGCUUGGGUGCCCCCGAAAAGACAGUGACAAACUUUUAGGUAUUGUGUUUCUGAGUAAAUUGUGUUUAGUAAUAAAUAAAGUGCGAUAGUGGAAAAGAU
Messenger RNA from Anoplophora glabripennis (Asian longhorned beetle), 568 nucleotides. It is a transcript of the gene ND-B17.2, whose product is annotated as probable NADH dehydrogenase [ubiquinone] 1 alpha subcomplex subunit 12. Bases 72 to 497 code for a protein of 141 amino acids. The record is from RefSeq and is a predicted model, not a curated record. The transcript has 3 exons. Gene Ontology annotation, biological process: response to oxidative stress; mitochondrial respiratory chain complex I assembly. NCBI's taxonomy places the organism in Eukaryota, Metazoa, Arthropoda, Insecta, Coleoptera, Cerambycidae. Gene Ontology annotation, cellular component: membrane.